Molecule: messenger RNA, 7336 nt
Organism: Spirometra erinaceieuropaei
Lineage: Eukaryota; Metazoa; Platyhelminthes; Cestoda; Diphyllobothriidea; Diphyllobothriidae
Source: the annotation of a GenBank genome assembly
AUGAAAAUCCUUUCAUCAGUAAGUUUCCUUUUCAUUUUGCAAGACUCCGCGCAGAUAAUUCGAACCUUUGAUCUGGUUUUUAUCCAGGAGAUACGCGACAAUAGUGAGCAAGCUUUUCAGCGUUUGCUGAUGUCCGUUAAUAAGUGCGACUGUCCCAAAUGCAUCGAGCGAAAUUUCACAUACGUUGGGCAGACAUCUCCACGUUUCGGUAGGACAAGAUCGAAAGAACAGUAUGGAGUCGUAUACAAGUAGGUAUUUUUUUCUGAAUUCGAAGUUUUUAGAGUGACCAUAUGCAUUUUGAACAUAAUUCAAUCUCAUUGAAAAAAUAAAUGUCUGUUGAAAGAUAAAUAAUGACAGCUGCAAAAACUCUUCAAAUUAUUUUUCGCCCACAGCCCUAAGAAAGUGAAACUAAUGGGCAAAUCCGAAGUCACCGUUACCGAGGGAGAUUUCGAACGUCCUCCCUAUUGCUAUUCGUUCAAACUCGUCGAAGGAGGUAUGCUAUCAUUAGAUACUCUACUCCAACCGAGUCGUUGGUUGCGUAGUUUUCUGAACACCUUGUGCCAUCUUUUAGAACCUUUAUCGUUUGCUGUCCUUGUUACUCACAUUGAUCCCGAUGCCGUAUCCGUUGAAAUGGAUAACCUUUACUCCACAGUAGAACAGUGCACAGGUGCUUCCGAAACUGAGGUGCGUUUAUGAAUUUUUAUGCGUUCUAUUUUAUUCGAGACUUUGUGGACAUCUUUCAUAAAACCAACUUACCAUAGUUCUUUAAAAAAAUUAUUUUGUCUUCAAAAAUUCAGUCUCGUUUCCUUGACUGUAUAUUAAAAAGAUAGCAAUAGUGGAACAAGCCAUAUGUAAUUUCUGAAAAUAUGUACGCCUUAGGGUUUUUGAAGGUACAUUUCAACGUUAAUGUUUUGUAACUCAGUAACAUUAUUUAAGCUGAAAACUGGUUCUAUUAUCGGAAAGUUAACGUCACUGAAAAGUGUAGGACAUUAUGUGAAACACCUCAGUUUAUACCUUGACAGGCAAAUCCAUCAAGCACAUAUCGAGAAAAGAUUAAAUGAACACUUUUUAAAUUCCGUUUGGCUCUGUUUUGGUAACGAAAAAGGAUGCAGUGAUCUGUAAAACUAAAAUCGAAUGUCCGUCUAGAUAUCUCUCGCAUUCCAUGAAACCAAAAAACAGAUAACAGUAUUAUAGGAGACGUAACUCACAAAACCAGCCAUCAUGCGUCAAUCGAAAACAAAGUAUUUUUUGCAUAAAUCUGAGAUAAUGAUAAGACGCUUAGAAAUGAAAAUUUUUUAAAGGGAAACAAAAGUGUCCAAAGCCCCAAAAUGCUCAUAAAACUAAUAAACUCAAUUGAUUGAAGUACGUAAGCCUGUUAAUUCACAUAAGGAAUUAAGUCAAAGAGCUUUAGCAAAAGAGUUUUCAAAAAAUCCUUUUUGCCUUUAUUGAACGUAAAGAACCUGUAUACGGAAUGCACAUGAGUGCGUAUGCGUGCAGGUUCCAAGAAUACUCGACAACAAUCCAGUGAAGCUUUUUUCUUUCACACUUUAAAAAGGGACGAUAAGGACAGAAACGACAUUACUUGAUUUAAAGACAUUAACGUAAAGAAACUGAGGUUGUUAUUAGGCCACCUGUUGAAAGUCGUGUCACUGAUUACAAAUUGGAACGAAAUUAGCAGACGCAACUGCAAGCGUGUUUUUUCAAUCUGUCAUUAGGUAUGUUUUUAGGGAAAUUUACUAUGCUGUUUUUGGGAACUGUGCACUACGCUGAGUUAAUGUGUUCCUGGAAUAUACUGGAUAUUUUGAACAUGUCAUUGUUUAAUCGACCGCCCUGAAAUUAGAUUCUGAGGCCUGCGUCUAUCGCGGCCAUCAAAAUGUAAUAGUUUCUGAAAGUAAUUAAAAGUCUUGAGUUCUUUGGCGUUUUAUUUUAUCCGCGCAAAAUGUAUCCGCUAGCAAUGGACAGUCUUGGUCGUCAAGUUUCCUUCUUGAAAUAAGUUUUAUAAUUUAUUUUAUUGUUAACUAUCUACGAAAUGGUCCUUUAAAAGUUGACGUCAGAGAAAAAGUAAAGCAUUUGGCCUGCUUCUUCACAUCUUUGAAAAUUGCCAAUACUGUGCCCACUUCAGACGAAAAUACUUUCCUUUCUUCUUAUGCUGCAGACAGCUGCCUUGCUUUGGUUUACUUUAAGGCUUUUUCUAGAAUUUCAAAUACCGAAUACAGUCACCCAAUAAAUGUAAGCCUGUUGCCCAAACCGUUAAUGCUCCACGCGUCCCUUGCCAGUUUACACAUGGUUGCUUGCCUAACCGUGCAAAAAGUAUCUUACCAUGUGGACAAAAUUUAACAAGGUUUUCCGAAGAUGUUCGUUAAGGGACACAUAAAUAUUUGUAAAUUAAAACAAACAAGCGCAGUCUUUGCCGAAGAGAUGACGAAAUACCAUUGAUGCGCAUAGGCGCUAGCCUUGACCAACCACAGAGUCACUUGUUUAACAUGGUUAAACAGUUGACUGCUUUUUGUCUGGCAACAAGCUGAGGAACCGGUUUCAAAAAAUUUCCUAAUAUGAGUUAUUUUGUUCCCAAAAAUCUUUUCUAUUCCCAAUUAAAAAAAUGACAGCCUGUAAAAUGUAUUAACGUAAAAAAGUCGUAUACCUUAAUUUUAGUCAUCGCUGUCUAUUAUUCUUGCGUUUGAAAGCAAACCUAUGGCAAGUGUUAAGAAGGUCGUUUCUUUACUGCUGUAGAUGUUUGAGGAAUACGAUUGGACAGAUCUUACGUUAGAGAGAUUUCUUGUCAAGUUCGUUAAAUUUUAUCUUCUUACUGGAAACCCGAUUCUUCUUUUACCUCACGAAAUAAACAGGCACACAAUCUGGCGUACGGUCAUUAUAAGAAUGCUGUCUGAUAACAGACACGCUAGAUCUUACACUCUGGUUGGGACGUAAAUUAAAACAUCAAAAUUCAGUGGAAUCGAUGUACAGACCUCAUUUUGGAUUGGUUACUGAUGGAUUUGGCGGGCGACUACGAGUCGAAGAGAUGAGACUCCCAACUAACAUUUUGCAAAACGCAAAUGUACUUGCUCAGGCAGAGGUGGAAAGAGCAAGCCUCCUGAGUUUUUACGUGUUUAUGUUUGAUAGGAGGUUUUUAAAAAAAAUCCAAAGUUGCGAUUGUAGAAUAAAAACCACAGUCAUGACUUUGCAUGCCACACUAGGUAGACUGAUCAGUUGAUGGGUGACGGCCACUCGCCUAUGAGAAGUUGAAGUCUGCUUUCCGUCAGUUGGAAUGCUAACUAUUCUAUGACGUGAGUUAAGCAGACUACCUCAAUAUGAUCUUGAAAAUUUUUGACAAAUCCGGGGAUAUUUUGCGCACUUCAUUUUGCCCUUCUUAUUUUGCACUAGUAGAUUUAAAGAGCAAAAUGUUUGUUCUGCUGUUUCCAAUGCAACUAUUUUUAACAUACUUUUUACCGAACGGUUUUAACUGUAUAAUGGCGUACCCACAGCAGAGACGCUAAGAUGUAUUUUUUCCGAAUCGCCUGAUAUCGCGAAAUACGUUUGAACAGUGGAAAUUAACAUUUUCCUCAUGGAUGGCUGCAUGUCCUCUAAGUCUAUGUCCACUGCCUUGAAGUUCCUUCUUUUCGAAAAUAUUAGAUCGCACUGUAAUAAAUAGCCGGAGUGUGUAUUUUCCGAGGAUUUCUAAUAAACUCGGAGCCAGCUGUUCCAAUGGGCAGUAUGUCAUCCUGUAGUUGACAAUCUUUAUCAUGCGACUUAACGCCCCUAGUUCAUAGCGAGAAAGAAGGCCUAGAAGAAGACAUUAAACAUUGUCAUUUUACCGUGUAAUAAUCAUUUGGCGGGGUUAGAUUUUUGCCUCAGCUAGACGCUUUCGCCCGGAUGUACGCAAAAUCACUCACUCCUCCGGAGCACUCUCUGGUACUUGGAUUUUUAUCGAUCUUCGGAGAAUAUUGGACAGUGAUUGGUUUUCUUGCAUUUUAUCGCAUUCAAAAGACAGCAAAAGGCUUUAAGAGUGUAAGGACAAAGAUCAAAGUCAAGCGCAGUGAAAAAUGUCAACAGUGUGACGACCUUUCGGCGUUCGGGGUGGGAAUCGAUAUUCAAUUUUAAAAUUUGUUGACUCAGUUGUGGGGUUCACUUGAAGAUCUAGGCUGAUAAAAGUGAUGAAAUACACCAUCCAGACACAUCGAAGUUUGGUGCUUUGGUGCAGUCUACAGUCUGUGUCACUGAGAUCGGCGAGAUAUUUUGUUUCCAUGAUGGCCUAUAUAUCAAAAGAGGGUAGAAAAUCUGUUUGAAAGUAACAAAUGUCCAGAGUCCAUCGGAAGGAGUUAAUUAAGAUAAUUCCUGCGGACGUAUCCCAAAAAUCGAAUAGUUCUGAGGCCAAUUUUGUACGUUGAAAUACAAAGCGCACGCAAAUAUAGGAGCACCAGAGUGACAAGUUGAGAAGACAGAAUUGUUUUUUAAGUGUAUACCAACCGGCUGGUGUAUCGGAAAGGUGAGAAAACUCUCCUCUUUUCGAAUCUAUGUGACAGAUCGACCAAUAACAUGGGACAACAGACCUGGCUUGUAGACAGGCCAACCUGUUAUUUGAUUUGGCCUUGACACCUCGCCAUCUUGUCGAUAACUCUUAAGCUUCCACAGGUGCCCGAACCCAGUGGGAGUAUUGGACAAGUAUAAUAAUGCAAUAAAAAAGAGAUGGGGCUGUCUGUCAAACCACUGCUCGAAAACGACCUUCCCCCCAUAAAAUGCACCAGACUGCAUUUUCUACAUCCAAAACAAGCAUGUUACGCGGAUGCUGUUUGGGUCUAGAAGUCGCCGCCUGAUCAGUCAGGACUAAGACAUCGUUGCCUCCUACCCGCAUACACUAGCGUCAGUAUUUCCACGAUCGCAGCUGCCGUGUAGUAGGUGCCUGGAAACUAUUGGGACGAAUGUUUUACCGUAUCUAUAAAGCUAGUCUUCAGCUGAAUGCGAGCUUCUUCGAGGACAUAGUGGACGGAUAAAUGUGGUUCAAUAUGAACGCGAGGAGAAGAUGAGAUAAAGCAGGGACUGGAGAUACAUUUGCGAGUUCUGAAGUCGGUUACUCUGUUUAAAAGCUCUUGGGAGGUGAAAAUAAUGCCCCACACAUGUAUUACCUAUUUGUCGACAUAAAUCUCGAUCGGAUACGGAAAUAUGGACGUCCACUAUUACAGGUGGACUCGUGUAAAAUUCCAGGAGGUUUUCGCUCACAUGUCUUAAUUUUACCACCGACACUAUCAUGCAUACUAACCUGCUCAACUCCGAAGACGAAGAUGCGAUCAUGGGAAUAAGAAAUUUAUUGGCCUGACGUUUCGGAUUCUCACUCGAAUCCAUCACCAGAGACAUUUUCAGAUAAAGGUGAAAGUGGCACUAGGAGUGCAGUAUUUAUAGCACGUGGCUGCCGUGAGACCAUAUGCGCGCUGUAAUUAACAGCUCUCGCAAUCACGCUGGGGUCGUAACUGCUGCGGGCCUGAGAACCAAGAUUCCAGCAGCUCGCCGCGGCUCACGCGGUUGUCACCCCUUGCGAGGAUUCCAGCCUCUUGAAACUUGAAAAUAUGGCCGGGUCCCGUCGAGUGUUCCGCCACCUGGGAGCUAACGUCUCCCCGCCUCACUGCUGCUGCGUGCUCGGCAAUUCGCGUACGGAGUAAUCUACCAGUUUCUUCGACAUAGUUGCUUUGUCCGUAACUACACCAGAUCCAUAUUGUCCACAUUGCCGCGUCUAAUUUUAUUAGCCAAUGUCAUUCCAUGAAGACUUGUUUAUUGGCAGUGUACAUCGCUUUAUGUCUUUCUCCGUGUGCAGAAUAUAAUCGUUCUCGGGGAUAUGAACGCAGGCUGCAGAUACUUAUCGAAACGGAAAAGGCGAAAUCUGCAAUUCACCAAGGACUAUUCCUACAGGUGGUUGAUAAGUGACGACAUGGACACAACUGUCUCGCGUCGAGAUUGUGCCCUUGAUCGGUGAGCGUAGUAGAACUUUUUUGCGAUCUCAAGCAAAAAAAAUUAAAUUCGUAUUCACACUCAAACAUGAAAUGCUUAUUCAAGGUUGCCUUGAAUUUUAUUUAUCACAUGGUCCAGCUGCUUACAGAGUUCUGGUUUCCUCCUCCGUAUUGCAGUGGCCUCUGCAAAGCGCAAGAGACGCCCGGUCGUCGCCCGAAACAGGACCUUGAAUGCAACCAUUUGGUCCACCGUAUGGCCCCUGUCCAAUAGGUGCUUUGUGAUUGAGCUCCUGGGUACCUUAUUUUCCGCCUUAAGCAGCCACUUCGGCAUGUGUUCAGCUGACCGAGCUGCCAAUUGCCUUUGCGUGCGCCCGAUGUACUUGCAUCCGCAACUACAUGUAAACUCAUAAAUACAGUUUGAUGUGGCGUGCAUAGGCAAAAUGUCUUUAGCUGGUCUAACUGGGAUGGAGGUUGUGGUACUUAUGAACAACAAUUUAGAGGCGGCAUACGUCCUUUCGAUAGUGCACCUAAGUCGUCGCUUGAUCACGUUUGACACAUUAUCACCCUUGAAGGGGAGGUAGAUGGUCACGGACUUUUUAGGUACAGAUAUUUCUUCAGGAGUUUCUUGUCUGGGAUGCCGAUAUUUAUCGAUGAAUUUCUCCGGAUACCCGUUUGCAAGAAAAACGUUUUUUAGGAAAGUAAGCUCGCCAUCGAUCGUAUCUGAGGAGCAGAUUCUGGUGGCUCUAUUGAACAGGCACAAAACCAAGUUCCGUUUUCUCUGAAUUGGAACGAAACUGAGGAAGUGCAUGUAUUGUCCUUUCCAGGUGGGUUUUCGAUAGAUGGAUCUCUGAAUAGAGCCAUCUGCUCGCCUACGUACAAGAAUAUCCAGGAAAGGCAGUGUGUCAUUCUUCUCAUGCUCGAUCGUAAAUUUGAAUUUGAAUUUUAUUGACAAAACCUCAUAACACAUUUUUCUUACAUUUGCAGUUUCAUUGUGAGAGGAGAAACCCUGGUUAGUCGAAUCGUGCCGAAUUCGGCUAGGCCAAUGAAAUUUGACGAAGUUUUCAAUCUCAGCCCGAAAAUGGUAAGCGUAUGCUACUCUGGGUCCUUCCGGGUUAAAGUAAUAGGCCAGACAUACGGAAGAAGUCAGUUGUUGCUUUUUUAAAAAAACUGAACAUACAACUUCCCUUAUUUUGGCCAGUAACAUAUGUUCUACUUCGAUCGCCGCCUAAAUUUGUUUUGUAGGAUAAAAAUGUGUACUGUUUAGCUGGGCAUAUUUCUUAUAAUUGGUGAGAAUAUGCGCUUCAAAUGGGCAGUUUAAGAAUUUUUUUAUUCAUUUUAUCCAUUAAUUUUAGGCAAGGGCGGUCAGUGAUCACUAUCCCAUUCAGAUGGAGAUUCGCUGA